Messenger RNA from Gongylonema pulchrum, 540 nucleotides. Lineage: Eukaryota; Metazoa; Nematoda; Chromadorea; Rhabditida; Gongylonematidae. The record is from the annotation of a GenBank genome assembly.
AUGAAGAACUGUUGGAAGCCAAAACCUGAAGAACGCUUCGGCAUGAAACAAGUUCUAGCAGUUCUGGAAGCCGUCCACGAAGACAGCGAUUUCAGCACUCAGUGUGAGCUAUUCAUGGCGCAUAAACAGGAAUGGAGGAGUGAAAUUGAGAAACAGCGCAAAGAACUCGAGGCAGGUGAACUGAAAAUUGAUUAUGCGAAAAGAUUGCGGGAGCUGGAUGAGCGUGAGGAUGCACUAAAAAUGCGCGAGGGAAGCCAGCUAACGCCGAGUCCAGGCACUGCGGCACUUCUGGAAGACGUGUAUGAGUGGAAAGAAAACCAGGUCAGCCAGUGGAUUCGGCACGUCGGUCCCAAGCUGUGUCAGUCCUUCAAAAACACUUCAACUGCCUUGGAAACAUUGAACUUACUGAUGUCUGAUAGGACGCAAGAUUACAGUACUGAUAGAUCUAUAAAGCUAACUGAGUCGUUGUCAUUUGUUUCGCAAAUUUUCAACACUAUACAAGCAAGUUCUAGUCUAAAUUUUUCGCAAAUUUUUCCUUAG